This is a messenger RNA of Cladophialophora yegresii CBS 114405, 477 nucleotides long. RefSeq names its product ubiquitin-conjugating enzyme E2 D/E. Bases 1 to 477 code for a protein of 158 amino acids. The record is from RefSeq and is a predicted model, not a curated record. The transcript is spliced from 4 exons. Lineage: Eukaryota; Fungi; Ascomycota; Eurotiomycetes; Chaetothyriales; Herpotrichiellaceae.
AUGGCAGCCCAGAAGCGUAUUGCGAAGGAACUUGGUGAUCUUGCGAAAUCUCCGCCCGCUGGCAUGACGGUUAAUCUUGCGGAUGAGUCGAACAUCUUUGAGUGGAGAGUCACGAUUGAAGGCCCGGCUGGAUCCCCAUAUGCUGGUUACCUCUUCGCCAUGAACCUCACGCUCCCCUCAAACUAUCCCUUCAAGCCGCCCACCGUCACAUUCGCAACCAAGAUCUACCAUCCCAACAUCUCCAACGACUCGCCUCCCAAUAGCGGCAUCAUGUGUCUUGGCAUGCUGCGCGAGACGGAGUGGAAACCAAGCACCAAGAUCUUCGCCGUGCUGGAAUUUGCGAGACAGUUACUGAAAGAGCCGAAUCCAGACGACGCCGUGGAAGCGAAGAUCGCCGACCAGUACCGCACAGACAAGGCCGGGUUCGAGAAGGAGGCGAGGGAUUGGUGCAAGCGCUAUGCCAAGCCGAUGAAGUGA